This is a messenger RNA of Alligator sinensis (Chinese alligator), 6701 nucleotides long. RefSeq names its product klotho (gene KL). Bases 41 to 2365 code for a protein of 774 amino acids. NCBI's taxonomy places the organism in Eukaryota, Metazoa, Chordata, Crocodylia, Alligatoridae. Gene Ontology annotation, molecular function: beta-glucosidase activity. The transcript is spliced from 6 exons. Gene Ontology annotation, biological process: carbohydrate metabolic process. The record is from RefSeq and is a predicted model, not a curated record.
GCCGCCAGGCACCUGCUGCAGGACCUCAGCCCACCGGCUGAUGUCAGGGAUGAGUCCCAACCAGAGGUCCACACACCCGUGUCCUCGCCUGCCACGACUUGGUGUUUAUGGGAGUAGAUUCAGUACCUGGGCACAUGCCAAAGUCUGGCAUCUCUACAAUGAUCGUUUUCGUCCAACUCAAGGAGGUGAGGUGUCUAUUGCCCUUAGCUCUCACUGGAUAAAGCCUCAAUACAUGAGUGAACAAAAUAUUAAAGAAUGUCAAAAAUCCCUUGACUUUGUGCUUGGCUGGUUUGCUAAACCCAUAUUUAUAGAUGGUGACUACCCAGAGAGCAUGAAGAGUAACUUAUCAUCUCUGCUGCCUGAAUUCAGUGAAGCAGAAAAGAAGUAUAUCAAGGGAACAGCUGAUUUUUUUGCUCUUUCUUUUGGAGCUACACUGAGUUUCCAGCUCUUGGACUCUCACAUGAAAUUUCAGCAGAUAGAAUCAUUAAGCCUGCGGCAGCUCCUUUUCUGGAUAAACAGUGAAUAUAACCAUCCAAAAAUUUUCAUUGUGGAGAACAGCUGGUUUGUUUCUGGAAGCACCAAGAGAGAUGAUGCAAAGUAUAUGUAUUAUCUCAAAAAGUUCAUUAUGGAGACAUUAAAAGCCAUCCGGUAUGAUGGAGUUGAUGUCUUUGGAUACACUGUUUGGUCGCUCAUGGAUGGCUUUGAAUGGCACAGAGGAUAUAGCAUUAGACGUGGAUUAUAUUAUGUUGAUUUUGAAAGCCACGACAAGAAAUUUAUGCCAAAGUCUUCAGCCUUGUUCUACCAAAAGCUAAUAGAAAAAAAUGGCUUCCCACCUUUGCCUGAAAAUCAACCAAUAGUUGGGAUGUUUCCAUGCAACUUUGCUUGGGGAAUUGUUGACAACUACAUUCAAGUAGACGUAACUCCUUCCCAGUUCCUUGACCCUAAUGUGUAUUUGUGGGAUGUUCACCAAACUAAGAAACUUAUUAAAGUUGAUGGGAUUCUUGCCCCAAAACGCAAGCGUCAUUGUGUUGACUUUGCUGCUAUUAGACUACAGAUCUCUCUGCUGCAGGAAACGCGUGUCACACAUUUCCAUUUUUCACUGAAAUGGUCUUUGAUUCUUCCUUUGGGUAACCUGUCUCUAAUCAACCACACGCUUUUACAUUAUUAUCAGUGCUUUGUUAGUGAACUUCUCCGAGUCAAUAUAACUCCUGUUGUUGCUUUGUGGCAGCCUAUGGCAGAGAACCAAGGGCUUCCUGUUUCAUUAGCAAAAUAUGGAGCCUGGGAGAACCCAGAGACUAUUCAAGCCUUUGUUGAGUAUGCCAGGCUCUGCUUUAAAAAUCUUGGUCACCGUGUCAAAUUUUGGAUCACAAUGAAUGAACCCUAUGUGAGAAACCUGACUUACACUGCAGGGCAUAAUCUGUUGAAAGCCCACGCUAAGGCCUGGCACCUAUAUGAUAAAGAGUUCAGAAGAUCUCAGAAAGGUAAAAUAUCUAUAGCUCUGCAAGCUGAUUGGGCGGAGCCAGCCUGCCCAUUUUCCAAAAAUGAUCAAGAAGUUGCAGAUAGAGUUUUGGAAUUUGAUAUUGGAUGGCUUGCUGAGCCCAUCUUUGGAAAUGGUGACUACCCCCGUGUGAUGAGAGAGUGGCUUCACCAAAGAAACAGCAUUGAUUUAUAUAAUUUCCAUUUGCCUUAUUUCUCUGAAGAAGAAAAGAAAUUAAUCCAAGGCUCAUAUGAUUUUUUUGCCUUAAGUCAUUAUACGACUAUCCUCGUGGACUGGGAAAAAGAAGAUCCACUGAAAUAUGAUCACUACCUUGAAGUUCAAAUGAUAAAUGACAUCACGUGGCUGAACUCCCCCAGCAGAACUGCUGUGGUGCCCUGGGGAUUGCGGAAAUUGCUCAAGUGGGUUAAAUCUAAGUAUGGUGAUGUCCCAAUUUAUAUUGUAGCCAAUGGAAUUGAUGAUGAUCAGAAUGUGGUUCAUGAUAAACUGAGAAUAUAUUACAUACAGAAUUAUAUCAAUGAGGUUUUAAAAGCCUACACUCUGGAUAAUGUCAAUGUACAGGGAUAUUUUGUCUAUUCUUUUAACGACAGGACUGCUCCUAAAUAUGGCCUCUAUCGUUACAUUGCAAAUCAGUAUGAAACAAAGCCUUCCAUGAAACAUUACAGAGAAAUAAUUGACAAUAAUGGUUUUCCCAGUUCAGAAACUCCUGAAAGAUGGUGCCCAGAAGAGCUUGCUUUAUGCCCUGAAUGCAGCUUUUUCCGAACCAGAAAAUCUUUAUUAGCCUUUAUCUCCUUUAUAUUUUUUGCUUUCAUUGUUACCAUAUUCUUCAUUAUUUACCACUCCAGGAGAGAUGAAAGAAGGUAUAAAUAAUGCUGCUGCUUCAGCUACAGCACUGACUACUAUGUCACUUGCAUUCCUUUGGGAACUCUCAAAUAAUUAUAUAGCAAUGUUGUAAUCACUUCAGCACUAGGGAGCCCUUUGCACUGCCUAAUGCUGUGAAACAUUAAAGCUGAAAAUGAAUUGUGAACACAGGAAAUCCUUUUCUGGGUUUUAGUAUAUUUGGUUUGUGACCUAGAUUCUAGUGGUCAAAUUUAUCUCAACUUCAACUGGAGACCUUUCUUUGAGCAGAUUAUUUUUCUUUAUAGGCAAAUGCAUUGCUAACCAAGGCCUAUAUUAGUUGAACCGUGAAGACACUAACCAAUUAAUCCAUUUGGACGUAAAUUGCUUUUUGUGGAGUAAUAGAAAAAUCUAGAUGCCAAGUUCUCAGGAGAAAGCCUGAUGAGAAAGAUAAUAAGCUAUCUUCCUGGUUAGAUUUUACCCAAGUAUCACCUGACUAAAACCAACAUUCAGCUGUAAUAUAGAAGAAGACUAAAUAGAAUUAGACUAAGUAACUAGACAUCACAAAAGGAAAAAAAUAGUUCUGUUGCAAAGCAUAAGUCAGGAAGUAAGGACAUCAGGAUUCUGUUUUUGCUGUGCUAGUGACUUUGAGAGGUUGGCUUCUGGCUUCGCAUUCCUUACCCACAUUGUAUCAGUUGGUGUUGCCUACCUCCCAUGAUGCAGUGUGUACUUUUUUGUUUCUGACCUAAACCAAUCAUUGGAAAAGAGCAGCAAAGUGAAUUGGGGCAUGUUUUGAGGGCAGAAGAGCUGGCCCCUGGCAAGGAAGAAGGGCUCAUGCCUCGGAGAUGGGGAAGGGCUAGGGAGGGAUCUUGUUCUAUUUCAGCUGGUGGACAAAGAGCAGGAACACCAUGGAACUAUAGUGUGCUUCCCAAUGGCAGAUGGAAAAGCUGAAUAGAUUACUUCUGCCCCUGGUAUCAGGAAACUGUAUACCUGACAAUGGGGGCAGGGCUAUUACAGCAUUUAGUAUCCAGAAACUUUCACUCCUACUUGUUGUCUUCUCCUAACAUUUAAUGAAUAAACACAGAAAUUAGCCGCUCCCUAGAUUCAAGUAGGUUAGGGAAAUCUGAGUUGAGCUGAGGAAGAUGGCUUUAAAUUUAAGUGAGCCUAGACCUGGAGGUUUAAUGCCUUUAUAUUGCAUAUACAUUUCACACCAGUAUUCUGGUAUCCUGAUACCUUGUUUGCCAAGCAUUUAAGUUUUGGACCAUCUAUUUGUGGAGCUUAUGCAUUAAAUCUCUGAGAACUUGACCCAGCUCUUAUGGGAAUCUUUUUGCUGACUGUAACACCGGGGUAGGCAAAAUGGUGGAUCUGGCCAGCAGCCAGACUCCAUUUCCCAGCACCCCUGCCCACAUGGCUGGGGCUGAUUUCCAUGGAGACCCCAGCAGCAGUUGUACUGUGAUAGUGCAAGGCUGGGGUUUCCAUGGAGACCAGUCCCAGCAGCGCUGGCAUUGUGGGGAGCUGCUGAGAUCUUGCAGUGGUGACAGAAUAGUCUGGAAGCAGGGCAGAGCUGUGAUCUGCAGCCUGCAUGCUCCAGGGAGGCGUGUGCAGGCUGCAGAUCGCUGCUGUGCCCUGGCUCCUUGCAGCGGUGUCAGUGUGGUCCAAAGCUGGGACAAAGCCACAAUCCACUGCCUGCACACCCCUGCAGGCUGCAGAUCGUGGCUUGGCCCUGGCUCUGGACCAUGCUGUCACCACCACAAGAUCCCAGUGGCUCUGGAGCAGCUCCUUGCCCCACCGUGUACCCUGCCAGCACUGCUGGGGCUGGUCUCCAUGAAAACCCCAGUCUUGUGCUAUCACAGUACAGCUGCUGCUGGGGUGUCCAUGGAAGCCAGCCCCAGCCAUGAGGACAGGGGCUGCUGGGAAAUGGGAGUCUGGCUGCUGGCCAGAUAUGCCAUUUUGCCCACCCCGGUGUUACAGUCAGUGGAAGUAUUCCAAUAAGAGUUGGGUCAAGUUCUCAGAGUUAAUGUGUAAGCAUUUAUGGAAAUGGAGUCCACUGCUGGCUGGAUCCAGUCUGCGGGCCAGACUUUGUCUGCCCCUGCUGUAACAGGAGUUAUGUCAGGCUGGAAUAGCACUCAGACCCGAAAGUGUCAUUGAAAGUCUGAGCAACUCUGCUCUGUCAACAGAAUAAAUUAGCCAAAUAGUACCAAUGUUAUUUUUUCAUCAACAGAACCAUAGAAAUCAAGAGAUGCAAAAUGACUGUGGUCCUUUUCCAAUCAUACCCAUUAAUCAAUGCAGGAGCCUGCAGUCUGCAUAAAAUGAUGCAGUGACUUCUUUCUCUCUGCUGGCAGUCUUCAACUGUAUUUUCAUAGAUUUCAUAGAUUUCAUAGACAUUAGGGCCGGAAGGGACCUCGGAAGAUCAUCGAGUCCAGCCCCCUUCCCAAGGGCAGGAAGUCAGCUGGAAGUCAUACUUGUGUUUUCAUGUUGUCACAUGUCCACCACUAAAGAUGAGUUUUAAUCUAUUACACUCUGUGUUAGUUACCAAGUUGUGUAUCCAGCAGGGUCUAAAUUUGCUGUAUUGAAUGUGAAUGUUUAUUUACUGUAAAUUGAAAUUUAUAUGUGAAAUACGUGACUUUUGUUUGGUUAGAAGAUUUAGUAUCCUAGCACAAAGAUUAAUAUAUUUGUCCUUUAGUUCCAGAUGUAUAAUAGCCUGAUUUGCACUAAUAUAUAUUUUGCUAUCAGGAUUAAUGUGACAAAUUCUGGGUAAAUGAUAAAAUAGAGGAAAUGUAUAUUAGCCUGCUAGGAUUUGCUGAGGAAAAUAUAUUUGAAAAUGUUGUGGUGUUUCUACAUUUACCCAUUGCCAUAUGGUACUGCAUGGACUGCAAAGAGACAGUUCUCCCUGAAUAUAUGGAGUGCUAAAUUGGUUUCUCUGUGUCAUUGCAAUGAAUCACUUUCUAGUUAUGAUUUUGAUAAAGAGCCUACUGCACAGUGUCAAGUGGAAUCUCAAUAGAUAGUAAAGAAAAUAUAAUAUUUAUUUAAUACAUACACUGGCUAGAUACUACCUAUAUGCUGUUUUUUCUUUAUAUAACUAUGACAAUGCUAGAAUAAUAAAACAGCAGAACUGAUUUUAGAGUAGCAUACAUAGAAUCAAAAUAUUUAAAACUCAUAAAAAAUCUAGUGCAGUUCUUACCAGUUUCGUUGAGUGUCUUGUAAGCACUUGUGCUGAGCGCCUCUGAAAAUCAUCCUUGUUAUGCUUAAUCCAAAACAGUCUCAUUACCAUGUUACAAUUUUUUCCUGACUGGAAAGUCAUUUAAAAUGUGUGUGCAACAUGCUGACAUUUUACUAUGAGGGAAUAAUAGGCAAGUCACUAACAUAUUGCAGUUUAUAGUGGAACCACAGUGGGGGGCCAAGAGCAAAAAAGCAUGCCUGUGGUCAGAUGGAAGGGAACAUACUGCAGGCUUUUCCAGUACUUAGAAGAGACAAUUUUGUCAUCACUGAAUGGAAAAGAAUUAGGAUUUUUUCAUAUGGUUCUUACUGGCUAUAUAAUUUGCAAGUAAAUGGGGCUUUAUUAUAAGGAAGCCAGAGAAACAUUAUCACAUAGAAAAAAGGUUUUGUGACUUGUGGAUAUAAUAUAGCCCUUUGUAUGUUUUCUUUCACAACAGCUAUUAAGUAUCAUUGCAGAACACUGAUCUCUUGGUUUUAGAUAUAAUAAUAUGCAGAAGAAUUUUCAUCUACCCUACCUAUAGAAGUACCUGUGCUGGCUGAUUUAUAAUGAAACAAUGGGAGUUUUUUAGACUUUUGAGCCAAAUGUAACAUCUGCUCACCAUAAUUACCCUUGGCACUUUCCAAGUGCCCUACCUUAUUAAAGCACUGGACAGAUUUUAGUGAAUUAAUUGUACAUCUCUAUCACAGAGGUGUGGUCUAGGCAAACUAUGGGCUGAUUUGAAUCAGCUGUCCUCCAGACUUGGGAAUCUACUUGUUUUUAUGUAAGUUAGGUACAGUUGCCAGGCUCAGACUAACUGAUUCUGCUUCUCAGUAAGAAAGGGGGCUAGAUACCUUUUUUCUCUUUCAGUUAUUUAUUUGUAAAUGGUAAUCUAGCAUUUUUCUAUGAAAAGUUAAUCCAAAGGAGCCUGGCCUCUGGCUGAACACCAUGCAGAUUUCUAUCCAUCAAAAUAUGGUAAUAUUACCUGGGACUUAAUAUGUAUUUUAUGAAAAAUCACAAGAAUAUGCAUGUAAGACUGCUGCUGCCAAUAUGCCAUAGGAAGUGUAUAUUUUUGUUUUGAUUUUAAUUGUGCUAAUAAAAUGUGCAUUACUGAUUUGUUUUCUGAAAGCUACAUAUCUAAUAAUUGUAUUGUAAAAUAUUAAAUUAUAUUUUUAU